UUCAGUAGUGGCCCAUCUACGGCCUUCUCUUGUUUUCUUCUGCUAAUUUUCCGAGUCUCUCCCUUCAAGCUACGUCUCACAGUAAUGGCUGAAUCAACGAAAAACCGAACAGGAAAUGGACGAAAUGAAGAAAAUGAAGAAGAAGAUUACAUGGGAGACCUGUCUCAAUUCCUUCCUCCUGAAAUCUCCAACUCUUCUAAUGUCUCUGCCGAAAAGUCAUUUGUGCAGAUUUUGAGCAACAAUACCUCAGCUGUUCAAUCAUCUAAGAAGAAGUCCAAAACUCUCAGCUGGCAAGAGCGGCGGAGACUCGAAAGAGAGAGAAACCAACAAGAAGAGGAUGAGCAAACCUUAGCAAAAAUAGAGGCUCCAAUUCCACAAUCUAACAUUGGGUUUAAGUUGUUACAGCGAAUGGGGUAUAACCCUGGUUCAUCACUUGGUAAGGAGGGCUCAGGAAGAGCUGAACCAGUGGGGAUUGAGAUUCGGCGGACACGAGUUGGGAUCGGAAGGGAGGAUCCGCAUAAGGAAAAAAGAAAGAGAGAGGAGCUUGAGGCUGAGAGGAAGACAAGGAAGGAAGAGGCUUUGGUGGCAGAGUUCGGAUCUAGGCAGAAGUCACAAUGGCGGAGUAGGAGGGUUGUAGUAAAUUUCAGAAAAGCAAAAGCAGCUCUUGACCAAUUGGAGAACAAAGAAGUUGAGGAAAAAAAGAAUGAGGAGGAGGAGGAGGAGGCUGAACAGGAGGAGGAAGAGAUAACUGAGGAGGAUUUGCAAGAAAUAUUGAUAAAGUUGAGAGGUGAAUAUAGAUACUGCCUGUUUUGCGGAUUUCAGUAUGAAACAAUGGAAGCGCUUCUAUCCAACUGCCCUGGAACAGAUGAAGAUGACCACUAGACUAUAUUUAUGUCUCAGCUUUAUCAAUAUUAGUUGGAUAAACAUUGCUUCCAUCCAACUAAGAUGCCACCGAGAUACAAACUCGUUAAUGAGAUUUGGAAGUUAUGUGGGUAUACUUUUGCUUCCAUUUUCUCAUAUUUGCAGCAGGGUGGAAUUUCUGUUAUUUUGCUUUCUAGAGAGGAUGUGAAGAAAAAAGUAGGAAGGUGACGAGUCAUUUUCGUCUAUGAGAUCACAUGUUGCUGUUGGGAUUUACAUCCAUGGUAAAUCAUUUAAACAAUUCUUAUAGGCUCUUCCAUGCUGACGGAUAGAUAGCUGCACCAUCUUCAUCUUUAUCCAAUUAGAUUGAGACAGAUAUCAUGCUGUGAAAUCAUAUGGAACUGAAUUUGCUUCAAUCAUCAUUAGAAAUGCGCAUAUCAUUAUUAGAAUAGUGAGGUACAAUAACAAUUCAAAGAGAAGCAAUAUUUUGAUGAUAUUGUUCAGGAUGUUUGUUGUUGCACUCUAUGUUGUUAAUAACUUAAUAUAACCACCCCACCCUGAUUGCCUUGUCAAA
This is a messenger RNA of Hevea brasiliensis (rubber tree), 1432 nucleotides long. RefSeq lists its product as uncharacterized. Gene Ontology annotation, cellular component: kinetochore. The record is from RefSeq and is a predicted model, not a curated record. NCBI's taxonomy places the organism in Eukaryota, Viridiplantae, Streptophyta, Magnoliopsida, Malpighiales, Euphorbiaceae. The transcript has 4 exons. Gene Ontology annotation, molecular function: nucleic acid binding. Bases 85 to 882 code for a protein of 265 amino acids.